Messenger RNA from Physella acuta, 653 nucleotides. RefSeq names its product four-domain proteases inhibitor-like. Gene Ontology annotation, biological process: multicellular organism development; cell differentiation. Lineage: Eukaryota; Metazoa; Mollusca; Gastropoda; Physidae. Gene Ontology annotation, molecular function: protein binding. The record is from RefSeq and is a predicted model, not a curated record. Gene Ontology annotation, cellular component: extracellular region.
AGAGGUUUUCACGAAGAUUUGAUUCAACAAACGGCUAGAAAGUAUUACAGCCAUGAUACGUGCAUAUAUCCUGAUGUUGGUGCUUGCAAUAGGUCAGGCCAAGCCGUGUUCUAAAGCCUGUAUCGCAGCUGACCGGCCCGUGUGUGGCAGUGACGGCAACACCUACCCCAACAGCUGUGCUCUAGAGAGCAAGAACUGCCUACAGCCCAGCGGCUCAACUCCCAUCACUAAGGUCAGGGACGGUCCUUGUAAAAAGAGCUGCACCGUAACGUGCACUGAUGAAGACAAGCCCGUCUGCGGCAGUGAUCUUGUGAUGUACAGGAACCCAUGUCAGAUGGACAAGGUAAACUGCGAAUAUCCUCAAACCCGACCCGUGGUGGCCGUGGUGACCGCCGGCAGGUGUCGCCCUCAACCCAUCGGCAACAGCUGCCCGUCGUCUUGUGUCCAGGGUGUGGUGGACCCUGUGUGUGGGGAUGACGGGACGACCUACAACAGCUACUGUGAGCUCAGCAUGGCUAGCUGCGACCAUAAUGUUAGGUUUGCUUAUGGUGGUCCGUGUAAAGACGUGUAUUACGAGUAUUACGGCAAAAAAUAAAUUGAUGUAAACAAAAUAUUAAUGCCGUAAAAUGUACUAGAUUAAAUAUAUUGUUCUG